Oncorhynchus kisutch (coho salmon) is the source of this 5376-nucleotide messenger RNA. It is a transcript of the gene bbs9, whose product is annotated as Bardet-Biedl syndrome 9. Gene Ontology annotation, biological process: cilium assembly. The transcript has 24 exons. Gene Ontology annotation, cellular component: membrane; BBSome. Bases 246 to 3272 code for a protein of 1008 amino acids. The record is from RefSeq and is a predicted model, not a curated record. Lineage: Eukaryota; Metazoa; Chordata; Actinopteri; Salmoniformes; Salmonidae.
GAUCAUGCGCGCAUGUACUCGAGUCUAUCGUUAGUGUCACUGCUAUGACAACAGGGAGAUGGCUUCAAGCAAAUUGAUGAGGCACACGCAAAAUUAGAUUUUUAUCUGAACUGCGAACCCCAGACGUCCAGACAGGCUCGUCUUGUUAGAGUGUCACACACAGACCACUGUCCAAACCUCCCUCUGGGUCCUGGAGUCAAAGAAACAUCAGCAUGUAGCCUAUAUGGGCCAACUGUAAGAGUAGUAUGUCUCUGUUCAAGGCGCGUGAUUGGUGGGCUGCGGUGCUGGGCGAGGGGGAGGAGUUUGACCAGGGAUGCCUGUGUGUCGGAGAUGUGGACAACAGCGGCAGCGGACAUGAUAAGAUCGUGGUGGGCAGCUACAUGGGCAUGCUGCGGGUCUUCUCCCCCCACCCUGCCAAGCCUGGAGAGCCCAGCCCGGCCCACAGCCAACUACUGGAGGUGCAGCUCAGAGACCCCGUCAUCCAGGUUGAAGUGGGCAAGUUUGUCUCGUGUUCAGAUCUGCUUCAUCUGGCUGUGCUGCACCCCAGAAAACUGUCUGUGUACUCCAUCUCAGGUACUGCUGGUAAUGUGGAGCAUGGGGUUCAGUACCAGCUCAAGCGGGUCUAUGAGCACAACCUCCAGAGGACUGCCUGCAACAUGACCUAUGGAACCUUCGGCGGGGUCACAGACCACCACUCUAUGUGUAUCCAGUCCAUGGACGGCAUGCUGAUGUUCUUUGAGCAGGAGAGUUACUCAUUUGGCCGUUUCCUCCCUGGCUUCCUCCUGCCUGGUCCUCUGUGUUACUGCUCCCGCACUGACACCUUCCUCACUGUGUCCUCAGCACGACAGGUGGAGAGCUACAGGUAUGAGACGCUAGCGGUGGCCACGGAUGCAGAGACCAGACAGGAUGCUGAGCAGCAUGGCAAAACUGCAGGGAAGAGACUGACGGCUGACUGGACCCUGGUCCUGGGGGAGCAGGCCUUGGACCUCAGUGUCCCCUCCUUCUCUCCGUCCUCAUCCUCCAUCUUUGUUUGCGGCGAAAGGAACCUGUACUGCCUCAAAGACAACGGACAUAUCCGCUUCAUGAAGAAACUGGAGUACAACCCCAGCUGCUUCCUCCCCUACUCCUCAGUGUCUGAAGGCACCACCAACACCCUGGUCGGUAACCAUAACAACAUGCUGCUGGUGUACCAGGAUGUGACGUUGAAGUGGGCCGCCCAGCUCUCCUGUUCCCCCGUGGCUGUCAGGCUCGCUAACUUCCCGGACCUGAAGGGUGUGGUGGUGACCCUGAGCAAUGAGGGCCACCUGCAGUGUUCCUACAUGGGCACAGACCCCUCCUUCUUCUCCACGCCCAAGGUGGACGCCCGCGAACAGGACUACUCCCAGAUCGACACUGAGAUGAAGAGUCUGCAGAGAGUCAUCAGACAGGCCACCAGGACCCAGGCUGAUAUUCUUCCUGUCGCAGAGACCGAUGAGGAUCUGACUGUUACAGCCACAGUCUCCACUAACAUGGACAGCACAUCGCAAGCGCUCAUCCCGGACAUUGAUGGUCUACCCGUCCCCUCAGUCACAGUGAAGAUCAAGGUGACGAGUCGCUGUGCAUUGCAGGGUCCUAAACUGACUGUGUGUGUUCAGCCUCCACUGGCUGUCACCCAGGAUCAGCUUGUGUUGGAACCUCUGGGUGUUGGGUCUACCACUGUGGUGGCGUUCUCUGCCUUCCUGAAUGGGCACUAUCCACCAGCAGACCUGACUGGAGACGUGGCCGUAUCUUACAGCUCUCCUACAGAGCUCAACCCUGCAGGCAUCCCGAGGGUGGCCCAGUGUAAGUUCUCCCUGCCCCUCCGUCUGGUCUGCUGCCCCUCCGCCCCCUCCAAGAACGCCAAGUAUAAGAUCACCGUGGAUACCAACAAACCGCCGGUCAACCUCAGCGAGGUCUUCCCAGACUUUCUGGAGAAGUCUGAGGACAAGGAGGGAAAUUCUCUGGCCUUCCACUUCCUCUCAGGGCCCAGAGUCACUGUAAUGGCCUCCAAGACCUCCCAGCGCUACCGUAUCCAGAGUGAGAGUUUUGAGGACAUCUGGCUGGUGGCUAAGGAACUGGUGCAGCGCUUCGACCGCCACUUUGCCAAGCAGGGAGUCAAAGACUUCAGAAACAGCUUUGCAGGCCCUAUACCUCUGGCUGAGUACUUUGAGACUGUCGACCACCACUUUGAGCUGCGUGUGAGUGCAGAGAAGUACCAGGACCUCCUGUCAGAGCGGGCGGUCCAGUUCAGAGCCAUCCAACGCCGUCUCCUGACCCGCUUCAAAGACAAGACCCCCGCCCCCCUACAGAACCUAGACACACUGAUGGAGGGCACCUACCGCCAGGUGAUAGCGUUGGCAGAUGCAGCGGAGGAGAACCGGGCAUGUCUGAAUCAGGCGUUUGUCCGUCUGCGCAGCGCCACCCACCUCCUCAUCCUCCUGGUCUCCCUGUGGCAGGGCCUCAACACAGAGCAAAACGCCAUCCUGGAGGCUACGCUGUUACCCCUGCUACAGGACACACCACAGCUGGGUUGGGAGGAGAGUGUGGACGCGGCCGUGUCUCACCUCCUGAGGACCUGUCUGUCUCGCAGCCCUAAGGAUCAGGCCCUGUCUCUGUCCACCUCCCAGCUCAACAUGCCCAAAGACACGGUCCGCCUGAAGAAGCACAUCACCCUGCUGUGUGACCGUCUGGGCAAGGGUGGACGGCUGUCCCUGGCCUCCGAGGCCAACGUACCCACACCAGUCAUGAUGCCAGGGGGCUGUGAGCCAAUCGCGGAGGCUGUUACGGACCUGGAGGAGCCGCCCCUGCAACAGGAGUCUGCCACCAAGUUCAUCAAAAAGAAACAGCCGUCCAAGAAAGUCAAGUCCAAGACAGAUAAAGAAUCCAAGGACAAGAAAGUGUCUGCUGAGGGAGCAGUCAAGGAGACAGUGGAAGAGACUGCAGAAGAGCCUGUGAAAGAAGUGAAGAAAGAAAAGAAGGAGUCCUCUAAGGAAAAGAAGGAGUCGACCAAGGAGCCUAAAGAGCCCAAGGACCCUGGGAAAGAGUCAAAAAAGGACUCUUUGAAAGAGUCCAAGGAAAAGAAGGAGUCCUCCAAGGAAAAGAAGGAGUCCUCCAAGGAAUCUGGAAAGGAGUCUUCUAAGGACACCAGCAAAGAGUCUUUGAAGGAGCCUGGGAAAGAGAAAGUGUCAAGAAAGUCAUCUGUGAAGGUCAAGGAGAAAAAGAAAGAGCCAGAUGCUGCUGCUGGAGAGGGCUGAUAAUUUCAUGCAAUAAAUACAUUCAGUUACACAGAUACACACACACCCACACACAGUCUCACAUAUACACUCAUAUUCAUUGACAAACACACUUCUAUCAGGGCGGAUGCUGGUCCAUAGUCAGGACUUCUGGUGUCUGUGUUGGAUGAAGGUGUGGUGCAGAAGAUGAGGCCCAGUCAGAAACUCCAGUAGAACAGUCUAGGAGUUGGACGUGCGACAUCAAAGCCCUUCCCCUCCCUUCCUUCCAGUGGCAGCGUCUCGCUGUGGAACCCACAGCCCUGUGCGUCGGUAAGCCCUAACCACCCCGCCUACACGCGGGCACUCUGACAUCUACCCCGCCCUCUCGCCCCCUCGUGUGGCACCAUGCCUUGCCAAAGCCACCCCCGCCUCAGGCUAAGAAUAACCCCCGCGUUCCGUCCAUCCCUCCGUAUGUCCCCUCGGGUAAAACGAGGUCACUUUCACCCCCCCAUCAGCAGCUUUCAGCACACAGAAGCAGGAAAACCAUCAAACUGAGACAAUAGCAGAGAAAUGAAAAGCGGGGGGGGGGUGAGCAGCCCUCAUGAUCGUUUGUGAGGACUUACAGGAACAUACUAAAUCACACACACCUGAAUCCACAAACACAUGCACACAAACACAAGAAUACAAACAUGCACAACCAUACAUGUAUAAACACUAGCUAGCACCUGCUCGUAUUCUGCAACACACAGCCCUGCAAGCGGUACAGGGUUUCCAGCCAGCCAGACCACCUUCUGUUAGAGGAUCGCUGUGCCAGCCUGACCAAUGACAAUCCAAACAGCUCUUUAUGUUGUCUGUACCUGUACGUCCUGUAUGUGUGUGUUGUCUGUACCUGUACGUCCUGUAUGUGUGUGUUGUCUGUACCUGUACGUCCUGUAUGUGUGUGUUGUCUGUACCUGUACGUCCUGUAUGUGUGUGUUGUCUGUACCUGUACGUCCUGUAUGUGUGUGUUGUCUGUACCUGUACGUCCUGUAUGUGUGUGUUGUCUGUACGUGUACGUCCUGUAUGUGUGUGUUGUCUGUACGUUGUCUGUACCUGUACGUCCUGUAUGUGUGUGUUGUCUGUACGUGUCUUGAUGAAUAUAGAUGUGUAUCGUUUCCUAACUCAGCUUAAUGAAUGUAUUAUAGCAAAGGUUUUGUACCGUAAUCAGCUAGUCUGAUGCACCAGGCACCUGUUCUAUGCCUGUUUUUAUAGCAAAGCAGGGUGAUUCAAGUUAGUGCUAUGAAACUAUUGUUUAAUGUUUGUAUCUUCUUAAUCUCCCUCCGUAUGUAUGUCUUUCUCUCUCCCUUUAGGUCUGUCUCUUUUCACUCCUUGCUUACUGAGUAUGAGGGACAGUGUGUAUGUUAGAGUAUAUAGGAAUGGUCACUGUUAAAAUGACUUGGCCAGUGGCUUUAGGUUUGUUUUUUUCCUUACUGUUGUGUAAAAGGUCUGUGCAAAUUUUCUUGAGCUCGGCACACGGCCAAUUUAAGAUUGAGUAACUGUGAGACUCACUGUUUCAUUUGGCCCGGGUGGUUUGUAGAUGUUGCGUUAAAGUCACGUUGUGGAAGAAGGUGGGGAUGGACUCCGGCGGACUCUCCUCUCAGGUCUGUGUUAUGUUAUGUUAUGUCUGUUUGACGUCAGUGGGUUCACUUUUUUUUUUUAUUCUCCUCAAUAACUUGUGUCUUUGACUAAACGCUUUGUGGCGCUCUGUGUUUCACAACAUGAAUGUUGUACAGGACAAGUUCACGUGCAAAAAAUGAUUGAACUAGGACCAAACAUUGUUACAUGCCCCACUGUGAAAAACAAACAGUGCCGCACAGUUUUGAGAGAAUGUAAUAAAAAGCUCUUUGGAUUAGACUUUUAGAAACAAAUGGGUUGGUGUCAUUUUUAUUAAAGAAGCUGUCUUGUGAGAGGCUUAGGAGAGAAUGUAUAUCGGAUGUAUGUGCAUCAGAACAGUAUGUAACGCUAAUAUGUAUCAGAGAGGAGAUGAACUGUUAUCCCUACUGAGUGUAGUAGGUCCCAGCCCAGACUAAAUCUACAACUCCCACGAUGCUCUUUGAUAAAUGCCUAUGUUUUUCCUCUCCCCUGUCUUAAAGAGACACUUACUUUC